Corylus avellana is the source of this 975-nucleotide messenger RNA. It is a transcript of the gene GLP7, whose product is annotated as germin-like protein 7. The record is from RefSeq and is a predicted model, not a curated record. Gene Ontology annotation, molecular function: manganese ion binding. NCBI's taxonomy places the organism in Eukaryota, Viridiplantae, Streptophyta, Magnoliopsida, Fagales, Betulaceae.
CCUUCCCCACAUAAUUUCAUGCUCACUAAACAUCACUCUCCAACAUUCCGUAUAUAUAUAACUCAAUAGUCUUUUGCUGUUUAACAAAUCGUACCUCAAACCCCAAAACCUUCUUGUUUUCUUGCAAUGAAAACCAAUUGUUGUUCCCAAUUGCUCCAAUUACUCUUCGGGUUGGCUCUUCUAUUGGGCCUAGCGAAACCCGACCCGGAUCCGCUUCAAGAUUAUUGCGUUGCGGAUAACAGCAGCCCACAAUCUCUGUUCCUCAAUGGCGCACCCCCUUGCAUUGACCCAAAUCGAGCAACCCCUUCCGACUUUGCCACGUCCGCUCUAUCCAAGCCCGGCGAUACGCGCGCCAACUUUGCCGGGUCCAAUGUCACACUAACCAACACCGUCAAUUUGCCUGGGCUGAACACUAUGGGCCUGACCCUGGCCCGAAUCGACAUAGAGGCCAAUGGGUUCGUGCCACCGCACUCACACCCGCGGGCCUCGGAAGUAACCAUUUGCCUCAAGGGCGAGCUGGUUGUGGGCUUCGUGGACACCUCUAACCGCUUCUAUACACAGAAACUGCUGCCCGGUGACUCAUUUGUUUUCCCCAAGGGUUUGAUCCAUUUUCUCUCCAACGCCGACGAAACGCUCCCGGCGCUAGCCGUGUCGGGGCUCAAUAGCCAAAAUCCUGGCGCCCAGCUCGCAUUGUUAGCCUCAUUCCCAACAAAGCCUGGGAUUCCUGACGAGCUAUUGAAGAAGGCGUAUCAAAUGAACGGCCUAGAUGUGGCCAGGAUUCGGAGGAACCUUGGAGGGUGAUGUUUAUACUUUCUGGAAUACUAAGGUGACAACUCGUGCUAUCAGAACAUUUAUGUUUGCUUGUGCUGUUGGCCAUGGGGAAGCCCAUCUUCUUUCCAGGUGAGAGGGAUUUUUCGCAUAUCUCAUUAGCUUCUAUAAUCUUCCCAACCUUAUGUCAUGACACGUCGUCUUGAA